Messenger RNA from Cololabis saira (Pacific saury), 5173 nucleotides. RefSeq names its product voltage-dependent calcium channel subunit alpha-2/delta-1. The record is from RefSeq and is a predicted model, not a curated record. The transcript has 39 exons. Gene Ontology annotation, molecular function: voltage-gated calcium channel activity. Bases 93 to 3332 code for a protein of 1079 amino acids. Gene Ontology annotation, cellular component: L-type voltage-gated calcium channel complex. NCBI's taxonomy places the organism in Eukaryota, Metazoa, Chordata, Actinopteri, Beloniformes, Belonidae.
CACACUCACGUCGCUCCACUGAGCCGCGGCUGCGGGGAGCAGCAGCAGAUCACAUCCUGACGCACGUCGGGGAAUUUCCCCCCUUUUCAACAAUGGAUACCUGCAGGGUGCGAGCCUGGGUGCUUCUGCUUCUGCUGUGGCAAGAAGGUGCUUUGGCAUCGCAGUUUCCGACACAGCUCAUGAUUAAAGAAUGGGUUGAUCAAAUGCAGAGAGAGCUCAUCACAUUGGCAGACACAGCCACAGCUGGACAGAGCCUCACUCAGAUUUUUCUUAGAAACCAACAUCUCUACACAGUGGAGCAAAAUGAUGCAGAGGAGCUGGUGGCCAGAGCGUCCACAAACAUAGAACAGCUGCUGCGGAAAAGGUCUGCCGCCUUGGAGAAGCUGGCCACAGCUGCAGAAGUAUUCCAGAUGGAGCAUGCUUGGAAAGAUGAGUUUGAGGAUGAUGAAAUUGGCUACUACAAUUCAAAGGACAAUCUGGAUGCAAAUGAAACAGAAGGAAGAAAAUACAGGAUUCGACCAGACUUUAAAGAGGACCCAUCGUUUAAACGUUUGACUGAUUACAACCAUACAGCUGUCCACAUUCCCACUGACAUCUAUGAUGGCUCUACCAUUGUGCUGAAUGAGCUCAACUGGACUGAGGCAUUGGAGGAUGUGUUUAGAAAGAACAGAGAAGACGACCCCACCCUUCUCUGGCAGGUGUUUGGAAGUGCUACAGGCCUGGCUCGUUACUACCCAGCCUCUCCAUGGAUGGAUGCCCGUAAAACUCCCAGUAAGAUUGAUCUCUACGAUGUCCGCCGGAGGCCAUGGUACAUUCAAGGAGCCGCCUCUCCCAAGGACAUGCUAAUCCUCGUGGAUGCGAGUGGCAGCGUGUCCGGUUUAACUCUCAAACUGAUCAGGACAUCAGUCUGUGAGAUGCUGGAGACUCUCUCUGAUGAUGACUAUGUCAACGUUGUUUAUUUUAACACCAGGGUGAAGAAAACGGCAUGUUUCGACCAUCUGGUACAAGCCAACGUGAGGAAUAAGAAGCUGCUGAAAGAUGCUGUGCAGAACAUCACGGCCAAAGGGAUUACAAACUACACAAAAGGCUUUGAGUUUGCUUUUGAGCAGCUUUCUGCGACAAAUGUGAGCAGAGCGAACUGCAACAAGAUUAUCAUGCUGUUUACUGAUGGAGGAGAGGAAAGAGCUCAGUCCAUAUUGCAGAAAUACAACGCUGACAAGAAGGUCCGAAUCUUCACCUUCUCCGUAGGACAGCACAACUAUGAUAAAGGACCCGUUCAGUGGAUGGCCUGCUCAAACAAAGGUUACUUCUAUGAAAUCCCCUCCAUCGGAGCCAUACGAAUAAACACACAGGAAUACCUCGACGUCCUGGGAAGACCCAUGGUCCUCGCAGACAAGCAGGCCAAACAAGUCCAGUGGACUAAUGUGUACCUUGACGCUUUGGAACUGGGUCUGGUCAUCACUGGAACACUACCUGUCUUCAACAGAACCAAGACCUUCGAUGAGAAGAGGGGCGAGCACCAAAAUCAGCUGAUCCUUGGCGUGAUGGGGAUUGACGUGUCUCUUGAUGACAUCAAGAAACUCACGCCGCGCUUCACAAUUGGUCCAAAUGGAUACUACUUUGCCAUCGAUCCUAAUGGAUAUGUUCUGCUGCACCCCAAUCUCCAGCCAAAGGAGCCUGUUACCCUAGACUUCCUCGACGCUGAGCUGGAGAAUGACAUAAAAGUGGAGAUCAGGAAAAUGAUGAUUGAUGGUGAGACAGGAGAACGCACCAUUCACACUUUAGUGAAAAGUCAGGAUGAGAGAUACAUAGACAGAGGAGUGAGGACCUACACGUGGGGACCAGUCAAUGGAACAGAUUACAGCCUGGCCCUUGUUUUACCUAAGUACAGUGAACACUUCAUGCAAGCAAAGCUGGGAGAUGAUAUAAAACAAGCCAUAAGUGAUAAAAGUAAGAGUAAGACUUUGGAGACAACACAGCCAGACAGAUUUGAUGAGUUUGGUUACACUUACAUUGCUCCAAGGGAGUACUGCAAAGAACUGAAGCUGUCUGUCAACAACACCCAGUUUCUCCUCGACUUCAUCCAGUAUAUUGAUAGCAACACGCCAGAUGCCUGCAAUGUGUCCCUGGUGAACCGACUGAUCUUGGAUGCAGGUCUCACAGCUGAACUGGUUAAACUUUGGAGAGAGCAGACAAUAGACGGGAUGGUGGCGAGGUUUGUUGCCACUGAUGGAGGAAUCACAAGAGUGUUUCCCAGAAGCGCUGCAGAAGAGUGGACUGAGAGUACUGAGCCGUACGAGUCCAGCUUCUACAAGAGGACCUUGGAUAAUGAAAUCUAUAUAUUCACAGCUCCACUUUUCAACGCAGAGUCCAGGGAGUCUGUGUCUGAGUCAGGUAUCAUCGUGAGCAAAGCAGUAGAUCUCGUCAUCGAUGAAGUCACUCUCAAACCUGCAGUGGUGGGAUUGAAGCUCAAUGUCUCAUUCUGGAUGAACCUCUUCAUUAAUGCCACACUAAAAGUGAAUUGCAAAGAUGAGAUUUGUGGCUGUUUGAAGAAUGACAAGCAUGUCGACUGUGCGUUAUUGGAUGAUGGAGGAUUUCUUCUCAUGUCUAAUCAAGAUGAGUAUAUUUCCUUGAUAGGUCAGUUCUUUGGCGAGGUGGAUCCCGUGCUGAUGAUCAACCUGGUCAACACCUCCUUAUACUCCUUCAACAAGACAUAUGACUACCAGUCUGUCUGUGACCCCGAGAAAGACAGCAAGGCAGCAGCAGGACCUCGCUCAGUCUAUGUGCCUACCAUUGCAGACUUGCUGAGUAUUGGCUGGUGGGCCUCCAGCGCGGCCUGGUCGAUUCUUCAGCAGCUCUUCUUCGGCCUCAUGUUUCCCAACCUUUUAGAGGCAGUGGAGUCGGCAGAUGAGGAAAUAUCAGAUGCCAUGUUCAAGGAAAGCUGCAUCACAGAGCAGACUCAGUACUUCUUUGACAAUGAUGAAAGAUCGUACUCUGGUGUCCUGGACUGUGGAAACUGUUCCAGGAUGUAUCGUGCCGAAAAGCUUCCAAACACCAACCUGGUGUUUCUGAUCACUGACGCCAAGGCAACGUGCUUGUCAUGUGACCCCAGGCCGCUUCGACAGGCCGAACAGAACUCUGAAGGUCCAAAUCCAUGCGAGCUGGCUCAGAACCCGAGGUACCGGAAGGGGCCAGAUGUGUGUUUUGACAACAAUGAAAACGAAGAUGAUUCGGAUUGCGGAGGAGGAACCGUCUUAAGCCCAAGUCUCGGUCCAGUUCUUAGUCUCCAGCUGCUGCUGCUGGGGCUCACCAAAUCUCUACAACACUCAUGACCCCUACACACAGUUGCACGCUCACUCAGACUCUGAUGACCGUCACAUUAAAGACACACAACGUACACCACACAGGAUGUAUGCAGAAUAUUUGCAGAACACAGCCGCUGUCUGCAUUUCCAUUCUCCAAAUGCCAAAGGGUGCUCAUUCACUUCCUCGUCAUCAUGUUCAAAUGUAGAGCAUUCAGCUGCACUCAUUUCCAUCAAAAAACACCUUAAUCCUCUCCUAUGGUGCAAGAGUAAGAGCUAACCAAACCCUUUAAUUCUGCCUCAUACGUUUUCUCUGGUCUUUUGAGCCGAAGUUGAAGAGUUAUCCCACUAUGCCAACUGAAAAUCAUUGAAAGACUGUAUGUUCGCUGACAACAUUGAUUCGUGUAGUUGUCAGUAUUGUUUGUAGGUUACUAUAUUUAUUGCGUAUUGAUAAUGAUGCUGUAAUGAGGCAUACCGUUAUGGUUUAAUUGUGUUUUUUGAUGUUGAUUACCUAUUUAUCCACGUCAUGUCUCUUUGCAAAAAAUCAACAAAUGUUUUGCAACUAGCUCGGUGUUGUAUUGGAGCAGCAUGUGCUCAUAUCAGUACAACGUCGAAGACAACACCUACAUGCUGACACCAAAGCUCAAAACAGUACCAAGCAACCACGGAGGGAUACUGUCCGACUACUACAGAGAAUGUGCACUCGAGUUUAUUUCAUGAGAUUUCUCAGAUUUUACAUCAGCAUUCAUGUUACAGCGUUAGAUAGGUAACAUACAGUACAUCGCUUAGAAAUAAGAGAGGUGAGGUUGCACCCGACUUGAAAAUCUAGUAUGAAAUUCAAAUUCCAAAAACAUGUUUGUACUUGGACUGGCAGCUUUGGUUGUCCUCAGCAAUUUGAUGCAUCAAAUUCCCAGUGCCUACUUAGUAGCGUGAACAGUAUAGUACGAAUGCAUCAGAGUUGUAUUUUUACCAUGUAUGCCUCCAUGCUCAUGCUUGCUGCGGUAUAGCAGGGAGGGAAGCCCUUAUAGUAACGUGUCAUGAAAUGGGCCAAAAUAUGCUGCUGUCCCAUUCAGAGACAUAACGUCACAAUGAAAAUAGCCAGUGACUUUGAUUUAGGGAGAGGAACACCAUUCUCCUUUCAUUAUGGGAGAGGAUUAUUUUCCUCACUGGAGAAUACAUACCUAAACCAGACUUGAGCUUGCAGCAUCUCUCUCUUUUAUUAAUCCUGUUUCUGUUUCCUUUCCGGAUCACCAGACUCAGGAGCCAAGAUGACUUGUGAAUGAGAUCAGCAUAUCAAAAUGACUGUUUAUUUGUUUUGGUCUUCUUGCUGUGCUCUUCCUGAUGCUUGUUUCCAUUUGGAUUGCUCUCUAAGUGCUGUGAAGCAGAUGCCGAACGCUCGGUGUCGAAAUGCUGCAAAUGUCAUGGGAUGAGCUUGUUCUGUGUUUUGAAAACUGUCUAUGCCUAUGAUCAGCAUCAGGGCCUGCUGGAGAGAACACCUGGAAAACACUGCUGACAGUGGUAUUUUUGCAUUGCCUUACUUUAUCAUAAGUCACGAAGAUCACAACUAGGUUAAGUUUUUGUAUUUAUUUUUAAAGCUAUUUUGAUAAUAAAUAUUGAGUUCUCUCCAUCUAGCCUUUAUGGUGACAUGCUGGUGUUGAGUGAUCAGGUUCUGCUGUCUAUCAAAGUCGCGUGUUGACUUGUGUUUUACCCCAGGGAUCCCGUGUCUAUGUGCAGGCAUGAGCGUGUCCCUCCAAUUUCUGAUUGUGCUUUUCAUGAAAUACUCUUUUGUGGAACUUCAUUAGCCUGAAUAAAUUUUGUAUACGUUUGUACACUACUAUUUACUGUAUAAAAGAAAAAAAAAAUGAAACGGGA